Messenger RNA from Quercus robur (English oak), 2267 nucleotides. RefSeq names its product ferric reduction oxidase 7, chloroplastic-like. Lineage: Eukaryota; Viridiplantae; Streptophyta; Magnoliopsida; Fagales; Fagaceae. The transcript has 10 exons. Gene Ontology annotation, molecular function: oxidoreductase activity. Gene Ontology annotation, cellular component: plasma membrane. The coding region runs from base 11 to 2218 and encodes 735 amino acids. The record is from RefSeq and is a predicted model, not a curated record.
UCUCAUAGUCAUGGCCGUCGAUGACAUUUUGCACACUUCUCACCCUCUUCUUCAUUCCAAUGGAGCUCAUGCCAACAACAACAAGAAAAACAACAACUUUGUGUCAUUGGCUAAAUGGGUUCUCAAAUUUACCAUGUGGAUUGUAUUCCUUGCAUGGGUUGCUCUGUUUUUUGUCAUUCCUACAGAUUUCGGGAGUGAACUCUAUGCUGACUGGAUUGGUGCAACCAAUGAAAGCCUAUUUGGAUACACAGGGAGUUAUUUGCUGUUAUACAGUGGCCCAAUUAUCAUUAUUGCUUUUCUUGCUGUUCCAUAUCUUCUCAUCUCUGGGGAACACCAACUACAACUACAAGAGAAGAAGACUCCAAGAUUCCGACUUUGGACUUUUCCUGUUCUUGUGGAUGGACCACUAGGGGUUGUUUCCGCUGCUGAAUUGAUUGGCAUAAUCCUCUUUAUCGUGUUUGUUUUCUGGGAUGUUUAUGUCUAUACUGCAUUAACUUUUCAAAUUAUUCCUAGUUUUUUUGAAAAUUUCAGUUGUUUCAUCAUGUUAAGACUGGGACUUCGCUUUGGUACUAUCGGAUUAGAUUGCUUGGCCUUUUUGUUUCUUCCCGUUGCAAGGGGAUCGGUUCUUCUCCGCCUAAUAGAUAUCCCUUUCGAGCAAGCAACAAGAUAUCAUGUGUGGCUUGGACAUCUCACUAUGCUAUUGUUUACUCUCCAUGGACUAUUCUAUGCAAUUGCAUGGACAAUUGAGGGACACAUCCUAGACGAGAUGUUUCAGUGGGUAGAUCUCGGUGUUUCUCAUUUUCCAGGCAUUAUAAGUCUAGCAGUUGGUCUAUUGAUGUGGAUGACAUCACUUCAUCCAGUGAGAAAGAAGAAGUUUGAGUUAUUCUUUUACACUCAUCAACUAUAUGUAAUCUUUAUUGUCUUUUUAGCUUUGCAUGUUGGGCAUUUCUUGUUCUGUGUAUCUGCUGGAGGAAUAUUUCUUUUCAUUCUAGAUCGCUUUCUAAGAUUCUGUCAAUCACGAAAGACCGUUGAUAUCAUUUCAAUCAAGUGCCUUUCUUGUGGAACUGUGGAAUUGGUGCUUUCAAAACCUGCAAAUCUGCAGUACAAUGCUCUCAGUUUUAUUUUCCUUCAAGUUCGGGAAUUAUCUUGGCUGCAGUGGCAUCCUUUCAGUGUUUCAUCUAGUCCUCUGGAUGGUAAAUAUCAUCUAUCCGUUCUCAUUAAGGUUAUUGGGGAAUGGACAGAAAAGCUCAGAGGUAAUAUCCUGAAUAGUUUUGAAGCUGACCUACAUCUCCGGCCUCAAACAAAGAUAACAGCUUCUGUUGAGGGGCCUUAUGGGCAUGAAUUACCAUAUCACUUGAUGUAUGAAAACCUUAUUUUAGUAGCAGGAGGCGUAGGAAUUUCACCAUUUCUGGCUAUCUUGAGUGACAUUCUCCAUCGUACUAGGGAAGGAAAAUCUUGUUUGCCUCGAAACAUCUUGAUUGUUUGGGCUGUGAAAAGAUCAAAUGAGCUUCCUCUUCUUUAUACCAAUGAUUUGGAAUCAAUCUAUCCAUUUUUUUUGGAUAAACUAAAUCUUGAGAUUCACAUUUUUGUCACUCAAGAAUCACAACCUCCACUGGAAGAGGGUCAAGCACAUGAGGUUACAAACUCUUCUCCUCCUGUGUCUAACAGUUGCAGCAUGUCAGUUUUGGUUGGUACAGGAAAUAAUAUAUGGUCUGGACUAUAUGUUAUCUCGUCUACACUAGGCUUUGUUAUCUUACUGUAUUUACUGGAUACUUUCUACAUAAACCCUUAUGACAUAUCUCCAUGGUGGUACAAAGGGCUUCUCCUUCUAAUAUGCAUGCUUGCAAGUGUCUUUAUCUUUGGGGGUGUUGUGGUUGGUUUGUGGCAUCUUUGGGAAAGACGAAAUGCAGCAACGGAGGCAUGCAAGGAUAAUAGGAUAAUGGUUGAGAAGAUGCAGCAUAAUGAAAUUUUAGCUCACACGGAGUCAUGUCAGCAAAAACUUGCAAGUUCAGUCAAUACUUAUUAUGGUUCAAGACCAGACUUCAAAGAUAUCUUUGGGGAUAUAUCAGAGAAAUGGGGCUACGUUGAUGUUGGUGUUAUUGUGUGUGGUCCUCUAAGUCUUCAGACAAGCGUUGCUAAAGAAAUCAGGUCACAGAAUAUUAUGAGACAACGCCGUCAUCCAAUCUUCCAUUUCAACAGCCAUAGUUUUGAUCUGUAGGCACCACCUUCAUCAUCUCAUCUUCCCCUUAAUGUAAUCAAUUAUCUUA